AUGCUUACCUUCUAAAUAUAAUUUCCUUUGGCUUUUGGUGAAGCUGUAUAUGUUUGUGGUAAUAGUAAGGAAUUGGGUCAUUGGAAUCCUAUGUAAGCUUUAAGAAUGCAAUGGAGUGAAGUAAGUAUCAUUAAUAUUAAUAAAUAAAAGGGAGACAUAUGGAAAUCAACAUUAGAAAUAAAUAUUAUUGAUUAAGAGUUUUAAGAUAUUGAAUACAAAUAUUUCUUUGGCGAAUUUGAUAGACCUUAAAAUAUUGAAUGGGAAAUGGGANAUAAAUAUUGA
Molecule: messenger RNA, 282 nt
Organism: Paramecium sonneborni
Lineage: Eukaryota; Ciliophora; Oligohymenophorea; Peniculida; Parameciidae
Source: the annotation of a GenBank genome assembly